This is a messenger RNA of Heterobasidion irregulare TC 32-1, 279 nucleotides long. RefSeq lists its product as uncharacterized. NCBI's taxonomy places the organism in Eukaryota, Fungi, Basidiomycota, Agaricomycetes, Russulales, Bondarzewiaceae. The transcript has a single exon. The annotation marks the transcript as partial. The record is from RefSeq and is a predicted model, not a curated record.
AAAUGCCUUGUUUCUCUCGUAGGUCCAUUCAAAGGGUACAUCCUUUUUUGUGAGGUCGUUGAGAGGUCAGGCUAUGGUAGCGAAGUCUCCGAUGAAUCUCCGAUAGAAGUUUCCAAAACCGAGGAAGGAUUGUACUUCUUUCAGGUUCUUCGGGGUUGGCCAGGCGGCGAUUCCCUCGACCUUUACCGGGUCCAUAGAUAUGUGAUCCGCAGAGAUAAUAAACCCAAGGUAUUCGACUGUGUCCGCUUCAAAGGUGCAUUUGGAAGGUUUCAGGAAUAA